Messenger RNA from Racocetra persica, 1521 nucleotides. The record is from the annotation of a GenBank genome assembly. NCBI's taxonomy places the organism in Eukaryota, Fungi, Glomeromycota, Glomeromycetes, Diversisporales, Gigasporaceae.
AUGAAUCCAGAAAAUCUGGAAAACUGUCAGAUUUUCUGUCUUGUUUUAGAUAACGCUAUUGAGAAAUCUUUUCCGGUUGAUAUUGAUAAAGGCAUGACCAUUGGGCACCUCAAAGAGUUAAUCAAGGAGAAGAAAAAGAACGGCUUUGCCAAUAUUAACUCAAAUGAACUGAGGCUGUGGAAGGUGGAUAUUCCUAUUAAUAUUGAAAACAAAAACACAAAAAUAUUUGCUGAAAACAUUAAUGAUUAUAAAGGUGUAGAGUUGCUCCCAAACGCUACUAUAGAAACAGUUUUUCACAAAGAAUCUGAAAAUACUAAAUUUUUUAGCAUCUGUAUCAUCGUGCAACCACCUGUCACUGCUGGAACCUCUGGAUCACUUUUCACCCCAAUGAAGCGACCGGAUGAAUCUCAAUUUUAUAACCAUGAACGUGUUACUUCUCAUGAGAAAGAAUUUUGGAAUGAACUUUCUGACGCAUAUAUUGUUCUUAAACUACCAGAUAAUAUUGAUAAAACUAUGUUCGUGUCUAAACCAUUAUCCGAAUACAUAAGUGUUAAAGAGAACGAAAUUGUGUUGAGUAACUGUAUAAUGUUAAAUGCACAAAAUGAACUAAUACUUAAUAAUAAUGAACCUGUGAUGGGAGAAUUAACAAAGAUUAAAAUAAAUUUUGUGAAAUUUCUACGUCUCCGUAAAUCGCUAUAUGGAAUUGUCUAUGGAAUAUCAACACAGGAUAUAUUAAUAAAGAAGUCAUACUUGCAGAUGAUUGAAAAGAUUGAAUACGAUCAUACUCAUCAUGAAAAAAGAGGUUGUAUUAUAAUUGGAUCACCUGGCAUUAGAAAAAUACACUUUUCGCUAUAUUUAGCUUUUUAUUUGGCUUGUCGAUAUUCCCCAGCAGAUAUAAUCUAUAAGCAGUUAUUUCAAGGUUAUUCCUGUGUUCUUCAUGUCAAACCAAAUAUAAGUGUAAUGAAAAUUCUUGAUCUAACACGUGAAUUUCCACAAGAUAGCCAUAUUAGGAAAUAUUACGCACCAAUUUGGACUGAAGAAAAAAUUUGGACCGUUUGGAAUGUAAAGUAUAAGAAUAAAAUACCUAAGAUUGAUGAUGUAGUCUCUCAAUGUGAUGCUUAUGCUUAUCUUAAAAAUGAUGAUGGAGACUUAGGUGAUAAUUAUUCUGGAAAAGCUAUACAUAUUAUUCUUAAUUCUGAUUUUACAGAUAAAAUAUAUGUUUCUGCUUCAACAGAAAUAUAUGGUAACUUCACGGAGCGUCACUUAACCAGAGAUAGUAUUAAACAACCCGAAGAAAAACUUCACCUUCAAAAUUUGCCACACCAACAGUUUCAUAAUAUUGAUGAAAUAGUUCUAGGAUAUUAUAACAUUCCCGAAAAUACAAAUUUUGAAUCUGUUGACGCCAUUGCGCCUAAUCGUAAUGAAAUUCAUCAUUUAUAUCAAAUGACAACAGCAGAAACACAUGAUAUAAAGGUAAAUAUUGGUCUUUAUAUUAGCUUUGUAUCUACUAUUACAGACUGA